Molecule: messenger RNA, 840 nt
Organism: Rotaria socialis
Lineage: Eukaryota; Metazoa; Rotifera; Eurotatoria; Philodinida; Philodinidae
Source: the annotation of a GenBank genome assembly
AUGAUAGUUUUUGUAAAUCGUUCAAUAAUUAUUAAAUCAAAGUUUGAUUUGGGAAUUCAAAUGAAACAAAUGAACGAUAAUAAACAAUAUGAAAAGACAUUGAAAUUAUUUGAUCAACACAAAAAUACUAAUAUUGAUAUGUUUUCAAGUUUGACUAUAACACAAAUUUUAAAAGCAUGUGCUCAUUUAGGAGAUCUUCAACGUGGGUUAAUGAUUUAUAGUCUCAUUUCAUCGCGUAUGAAAGAUGACUCAUAUAUAUCAGCAUCAUCAAUACAUCUCUUUAUGGAGUGCGGUGAUGUGGCAAGUGCUCAAUCAUUAUUCGACAAAACAACAAAGAAAACAUUUGGAAUUUAUGGAGCAAUGAUGAAAGGUUAUAUUAAAAAUAAAAUGGCAUUUCGAGCAAUUGAUCUUUUUAAAGAGAUUAAAAAUCCAAAUGAAAUUAUUAUUAAUCUAUUAUUUAAUGCUUGCGCUAAUUUAAGAACAGAAGAAGCGUUAAAUUUAAUAAAAAAAGUUUCAACGACAAUUCCAAAAUCUUAUUAUUUAAAUUCUUAUUUGAUUACUUCUUUAUUAGAUGCAUUUAUGAAAUGUAAAGAUGUUGAAAAUGCUCAAUUGCUAUUUGAUAAAACAAAAAACAAACCUUUACCAAUGUAUGGAGCAAUGAUGAAAGGUUAUAUUGAAAAUAAUUCAUCGCAUAAAGCAAUUGAUCUUUUUAAUCAAAUAAAAUCCCCUGAUGAAAUUAUUAUAAACCUUUUAUUUAAUGCUUGUGCUCAAUUAGGAACAGAAGAAGCAUUGAAUUUAACUAAAAAGUUUCAAAAGAAAUUCCAAAAUCUUUUCAUUUAA